AUGGCGACUUUAGCGGAGACUUUAGCGGACCCAUCGAGACCGUCGUUUCUUUUCGGCCUGACCCCGCCCUUAGAAGGCGCUUCGGACGAGGAAACGUUACAACACGCGGAAAAAUUCAUGAACAAAUCUCGCUCACUCGCCGUGGACGGGUACAUCGUGUACGACAUUCAAGACGAGGAAGGUAGGACUGAAAUGGCGAGACCGUUUCCGUUUCGAAAGCUUGGAGAUCCGGCGGCGUUUGCCACCGUGUUGGAGCGAGUCUCCGGAGGGAGGGCCUCGGUGGUGUAUAAGUGCGUGGCGGAGAGCGAUAAGGCGUCGUUUAACGAGUGGUUGAGUCACGCGGUUGAGAAGUCCAAGAACAUGUGUUUUAAUUUUGUCGGUGGGGCGACGCACAGUAAAGAGUAUAAAGGACCGACGAUUCCAGACGCGGCGGAUUUGUUGACGAAACAAUUGAAAGGCCACUUUGGCGGCGUGACGAUCGCGGAAAGGCACGAAAAGAAAGGAAAUGAACACGAAACGUUGUUGAAGAAGCAAAGUUUAGGCGCGGAGUGGUUUAUCACGCAAGCUAUUUACGAUCAACAGCCGACGAUUAAGUUAAUCAACGAUUACGGCAAGUUGUGCAAAGAGCGAAACGUGAAACCGGUGAAGAUCAUUUUAACAUUCGCGCCGUGCGGGAGAGAGAAAACGAUGAACUUUAUAAAAUGGUUAGGUGUACGAGUCCCGGAAUGGGUCGAGCAGAGAAUAUUUAGCGAAGACGCGACGCCGGCGAAAACGCCUCUGAACAAAUCGCCGGUGGAAAGAUCCGUUGACAUUUUGUGCGACAUGUGCGAAGAUAUUUUGGAGCAAACGAAAGACAGCGGAGUCCCGUUAGGCGUGUCCGUGGAAUCGGUUUCCAUCUUUAAAAACGAAGUCGAAGCCGCGCACGAGUUGUUCAGGCGAUGUCAGCACAUCGCGUUGGACUUUUUUAAGAGACCGUGGAGAGUGAACGUAGAGUUGAUUGACGAUAAGAAUAGAAAGACGAAUGACGCUAAGAAAAAGACGAAUGUUGCGAAGACAACCGAAGGAGGAGUUUUAGGCGAAAAUUCCACGCGCAACAUCAACCCGUUGAUCACAACUCUAGCCGCCGUCGUCGGCUUACUCGUCGGUCGUUUGGCAAAACCUUAA
This is a messenger RNA of Bathycoccus prasinos, 1164 nucleotides long. RefSeq lists its product with no specific name. The record is from RefSeq and is a predicted model, not a curated record. The transcript has 2 exons. The coding region runs from base 1 to 1164 and encodes 387 amino acids. NCBI's taxonomy places the organism in Eukaryota, Viridiplantae, Chlorophyta, Mamiellophyceae, Mamiellales, Bathycoccaceae.